Pteropus alecto (black flying fox) is the source of this 927-nucleotide messenger RNA. RefSeq names its product olfactory receptor 9I1. The transcript has a single exon. NCBI's taxonomy places the organism in Eukaryota, Metazoa, Chordata, Mammalia, Chiroptera, Pteropodidae. Gene Ontology annotation, molecular function: olfactory receptor activity; G protein-coupled receptor activity; odorant binding. The record is from RefSeq and is a predicted model, not a curated record. Gene Ontology annotation, biological process: G protein-coupled receptor signaling pathway; sensory perception of smell. Gene Ontology annotation, cellular component: membrane. The coding region runs from base 1 to 927 and encodes 308 amino acids.
AUGGUCAAGAAUAAUCUCACCACAGUGACUGAGUUCAUUCUCAUGGGCUUUACUGACUACCCCCGACUGGAGAUUCUCCUCUUUCUGGUGUUUCUGAGUUUCUAUCUAGUCACCCUUCUGGGGAAUGUAGGGAUGAUCAUUCUGAUCCAACUGGAUGUCCAACUCCACACCCCCAUGUACUUCCUCCUGAGCCACCUUUCCCUUCUAGAUGCCUGCUACACCUCAGUCAUCACCCCUCAGAUCCUGGCCACACUGAUCACAGGCAAGACGGUCAUCUCCUAUGGCCAAUGUGCAGCCCAGUUCUUUUUCUUCACUAUUUGUGCAGGUACAGAGUGUUUCUUGCUGGCAGUGAUGGCCUAUGACCGCUAUGUUGCUAUUAGCAACCCACUGCUCUACACUAUGGCCAUGAAUCCCAGAAUCUGCUGGAGUUUAGUGGUGGGAGCCUAUGUCUGUGGGACGUCAGGGGCCAUCCUACGUACCACAUGCACCUUCACCCUCUCCUUUUGUGACAACAAUCAAAUCAACUUCUUCUUCUGUGACCUCCCGCCCCUGCUAAAGCUUUCCUGCAGUGACACAGCAAGCACUGAGAUUGUCAUUGUCUUCUUCGGCAACUUUGUGAUUUUGGUCAAUGCCUUGGUCAUCUUGACUUCCUACCUGCUCAUCAUCAAGGCCAUUUUGAGGGUGAAGUCUUCGAGUGGCAGGGCCAAGACUUUCUUCACAUGUGCUUCUCACCUCACUGCUGUGGCCCUUUUCUUUGGAACCCUCAUCUUCAUGUAUCUGCGGAGUGGCUCAGGCAAAUCCCUAGAGGAAGACAAGGUUGUGUCUGUCUUCUACACUGUGGUCAUCCCCAUGCUGAACCCUCUGAUCUACAGCCUGAGAAACAACGAUGUAAAAGUAGCCUUCAAAAAGGUCAUUUGUAGAUUCUAG